UCAAUGGAGCAAGGAAGUAUAGUAGUAUUACUAGUGCCCUAUGAGCUAAACUACUAACUUCCAACUGAUCUGAAAGCCUCAAUAAAAGCAGAUUACAAGUCAAUUUAAGUUGAAGGAGACUCUAAAUUACUAGUCGAUUUCAUUAAUGGACCGUCAAUGAUGCUGGCGGAUACUAAUUUAGUGUAAAUAAGCGAAAGAACAAAAGCCCACAUUUGCGAUUUUGCUCCAACCUCUGUGUCAUCGGAUAAUCCCUUAUGGCGAGUGGUAGUGACGAAAAUGGCGAUCAACAACUGAAAUUGUAUUCCUACUACAUGAGCUCUUGUGCUUACCGUGUCCGAAUUGCCCUCAACCUCAAAGGGCUCAAAUACGAGUACAAAGCUGUAAACUUGUUGAAGGGAGAACAGUUUAGUCCUGAGUUUAGAAAGCUGAAUCCUAUCUGCUGUGUGCCGGUGCUUGUGGAUGGGGACAUAGCUGUUUCCGAUUCAUUUGCCAUAUUAUUGUAUUUGGAAGAAAAGUACCAACAACAUCCGUUGUUGCCUAAAGACCUUCAGCGAAAGGCCAUUAACUUCCAGGCUGCAAAUAUUGUUUGCUCAAGCAUACAGCCCCUUCUGAAUCUGGCAGUACUGAAUUAUAUAGAAGAAAGGGUUAGUCCAGAUGCAAAAAUUGAAUGGGCUAAAGUUCAUAUUGGGAAAGGUUUUGCAGCACUUGAAGAUCUACUGAAAAACUAUGCAGGAAGAUAUGCAAUUGGAGAUGAAGUUUCUUUUGCAGAUUUGUUCCUGGCGCCCCAGAUUGAUGCAUCUUUUACAAGGUUCAAUCUAGACAUGACCCAGCUCCCCCUUUUGUCCAGGUUGCAUGAGGCAUACAAUGAGAUACCAGCAUUCAUAGAUGCUAGGCCAGAUAAGCAGCCGGAUGCUACUUCUGGCUGAAGAUGCAGAAAAAUUGCCACCAACUAAGGUUUUCGUUGGAGCAUUUGGAAUGUUGCAACAUAGUAAUACUAACAUGUAUAAAUAAGGGUUGUCCAAUAAUGGAACAGCUUGAAACUGCAGUGCUGUAAUGUAUAUGUAAAAUGAUGUAAUUGUCUGGAUUGUACGUCAAAACUCUUCAGCGUCUCUUGUACACAUUGUGUACUUGGAUCAUACAGCUUCUAGCCUUCUAUGUCAAAUAAAGUAAUAAACCGUAUUUUAAAGAGAAGAACAUCUGAAUUUUCUUUACUGUUUCAGAUUUUCAUUAAUGCUUCUUCUGGUGUGUUCCACUUGUCUAGCAAAUUAGGUACCUAUAUUUGCUGAAUGUAUGCUGUGCAUGUGUGU
This is a messenger RNA of Rosa rugosa (rugosa rose), 1307 nucleotides long. RefSeq names its product glutathione S-transferase zeta class-like. The transcript is spliced from 11 exons. The coding region runs from base 255 to 926 and encodes 223 amino acids. Gene Ontology annotation, cellular component: cytoplasm. Gene Ontology annotation, biological process: glutathione metabolic process; L-phenylalanine catabolic process. Gene Ontology annotation, molecular function: maleylacetoacetate isomerase activity; glutathione transferase activity. The record is from RefSeq and is a predicted model, not a curated record. NCBI's taxonomy places the organism in Eukaryota, Viridiplantae, Streptophyta, Magnoliopsida, Rosales, Rosaceae.